This is a messenger RNA of Linum tenue, 1131 nucleotides long. Lineage: Eukaryota; Viridiplantae; Streptophyta; Magnoliopsida; Malpighiales; Linaceae. The record is from the annotation of a GenBank genome assembly.
ACACAUUCUUGGUAACGCAAAAUCAAUUUUCCAGAGCAGAAAGAUGGCGUUCACACCUCCCGCCGACUGUGGGCCGAAGUUCCCACCGCAGCAUCAGCCGCAGCAGCCGGGGAAAGAGUACCUCAUGAACCCGCUCCCGCAGCCCAUCAACCCUAACUACAAGCCCUCCGCCAAACUCCUUGGGAAGGUAGCUCUGGUGACCGGUGGCGACUCCGGAAUCGGCCGAUCCGUCUGCAUCCACUUCGCCAUGGAAGGCGCCACCGUCGGAUUCACCUACGUCAAAGGCGCAGAAGACACCGACAAGAACGAAACCAUCAAACUCAUAAAAAAACACAAAACCCCUCCUUCCAAAGACCCAAUCGCCAUACCCGCCGACUUCUCCCGCGGCUGCGAAUCCGAAUGCCAGAGAAUCGUCAACGAGUUCGUUAAGCACUACAAAACCAUCGACAUCCUCGUCAACGACGCCGCUGUCCAGUACUACACCAAUUCGAUCGACGAGCUGACCGAGGACAGAGUGGAGCGGACGUUCAGGAUCAACAUCUUCGCCUACAUCUACAUGGCGAGGAUCUCGCUGAAGCACAUGAAACAGGGGAGCUCGAUCGUGAACGUCACCUCUGUUUUGGCCUAUGUGGGGAGCGGCGAGCUGGUGGAUUACAGCGCGACGAAAGGGGCGAUUCUGACGUUUACGAGGAGCUUGGCGCUGAAGGUUGUGGGUCGGGGGAUUCGGGUGAACGGGGUUGCGCCGGGGCCGAUCUGGACGCCGCUGCAGGUGGCGUCGCUGCCGGCGGAGAGGGUGGCGACGCUGGGGUGUGAGGUGCCGAUGCAGAGGGCCGGGCAGCCGUUUGAGGUUGCGGCGGCGGUUGUGUUUCUGGCGAGCAAUGAGUGCUCUUCUUACUUUACUGGCCAGGUGCUGCAUCCCAAUGGUGGGGGAUGAUUGUUAAUGCUUGAACGGUGUUUGCUGUGUGAGUCGAUGAAGUUUCUUUCGGUUUAUUAUGGUUCGGGCUGAGAUUUGUGAGAAUAAAUUCAAGAUUUGGGUAUGCUCGAUGUAACACUGCUCAUGUAUGGAUGAUGUAAUGGGUACUUUGAUGAAUAAAAUAACGGAAUCAAACUAGUGUGUAACCUGAUUGUGUG